Molecule: messenger RNA, 4452 nt
Organism: Phaeoacremonium minimum UCRPA7
Lineage: Eukaryota; Fungi; Ascomycota; Sordariomycetes; Togniniales; Togniniaceae
Product: putative lid2 complex component lid2 protein
Exons: 8
Coding region: 1-4452 (1483 amino acids)
Biological process (GO): chromatin remodeling
Cellular component (GO): nucleus
Molecular function (GO): histone demethylase activity; DNA binding
Source: RefSeq, a predicted model, not a curated record
AUGACCAGCGCACCGCUCGACCUAUCCUCUGUCGAACGAAGGGGCCAGCCUACAGCAGUUCGAGAACCGAUCAAGAAGAAGAGCCGCCCAUAUGGGCUGCAGGAGGCACCAGUGUACAAGCCCACUGAGGAGGAAUGGCGAGAUCCUUUCGAGUACAUUCGAAAAAUCACACCAGAGGCCAAGAACUAUGGUCUCUGCAAAAUCAUACCUCCCGAGUCAUGGAAUCCAGACUUUGCAAUAGACACAGAGAAAUUUCACUUUAGAACGAGAAAGCAAGACUUGAACAAUGUGGAAGGCAGUAGCCGAGCGAACCUGAACUAUGUCGAUGCUCUCCUCAAGUUCCACAAGCAGCAUGGAAACAACCUCAACCGAAUGCCAUUUGUCGACAAGCGACCCCUUGAUCUCUACCGACUGAAAAAGGCUGUGGAGUCCCGUGGAGGCUUUGAGAAGGUGUGCAAACUCAAGAAAUGGGCCGAGAUUGGCCGUGACUUGGGCUACAGCGGCAAAAUCAUGUCAUCCUUGUCGACAUCUCUCAAGAACUCCUACCAGAAAUGGCUUUGUCCAUAUGAGGAUUAUCUACGGUUGGCCAAGCCAGGUGUUCAACAGCAGCUUGAAUGGGAGAACGGUGGCCCACUGACCCCUAGUCCGGCCCCAAGCCCUAUGAAGAGAUCUAAUGUGAACACACCGUCUAGUCUUCGAGGCGACUCUCCAGCUCGACAUGCGACUGAUGCCUUGCAGGCAUCUGUGAACGGCAGGGUGAAUGGGACUGACCGUGACACUCCAAUGGCUGAUGCUCCCGCUGUCGCCACGCCACCUGUCACUUCUGGAUUCAAGGCUAUCAACUCGGGCGGGUUUACAGCAGUCAAUGCUGGAUUCACUAGCGUUAAUCGCUCAGUGCCUCCAGAAGGCAACACCUUCACGCCUCCCAAACAAUUUGGAAGCCCAUUAUCAUCAGCGAAAAACACCCCUGAGUACCGGCCUUCUGGUUUGGGACCUGCACAUGUGCUCAAACGACAGCAGAGUUGUGACAGCCUCGAUUCAGCUAAGAAGGAGAGUGCCGCCGAGAAAGACGACGAGAAUGUAAGCCGCAGAAGCAAGCGACUCAAGAAAGAUACCGUCCCGACUGUGGCUGGUUCGCAUAUGACCUUGUUUCGCCCGACCGUCCCCAGAAUACUCAGAGACGAGACUUCGGCUCCGGGUGAGAAAUGUGAGCAGUGUGGCAAAGGUGAAGAGGGUGGCUUCAUCAUUGUCUGUGAAUCAUGUGAUCAUGGCUAUCAUGGCACGUGCCUGGAUCCGCCCCUGAAGGCAAAGCCAGAGAACGAGUGGAACUGUCCUCGAUGUCUUGUCGGCGAUGGCCAGUUUGGCUUCGAGGAAGGCGGGUUGUACUCUCUCAAACAAUUCCAAGAGAAAGCGGCGGACUUCAAGCAAGGGUACUUCGAGAAGAAGAUGCCACACGAUCCGCUUCUCAACUGCUCCCGACCGGUGACCGAAGACGAUGUUGAACGGGAAUUCUGGCGACUGGUCGCUGAUUUGGAUGAGGAAGUGCAAGUAGAAUACGGCGCUGAUAUUCAUUGCACGACUCACGGUUCCGGAUUCCCCACCGUUGAGAAACAGCCCAAUAAUCCCUAUUCGACCGACCCCUGGAAUCUCAAUAUUCUCCCUUUGCAUCCGGAGAGCUUGUUCCGGCACAUCAAGUCCGAUAUCUCUGGUAUGACCGUUCCCUGGGUCUACGUGGGAAUGAUCUUCUCAACUUUCUGUUGGCACAACGAGGAUCACUACUCAUAUUCGGCUAACUAUCAGCACUUUGGGGCGACAAAGACCUGGUAUGGUAUCCCUGCUGAAGACGCAGAGAAGUUUGAGCAUGCUAUGAGAGAAGCGAUACCCGAGCUUUUUGAAACGCAGCCCGAUCUUCUCUUCCAGCUCGUCACUCUCCUCACUCCCGACCAAUUGAAGAAAGCAGGUGUUCGUGUAUACGCUCUGGAUCAGCGCGCCGGCCAGUUGGUUAUCACUUUCCCUCAAGCGUACCAUGCGGGCUUCAAUCAUGGGUUCAACUUCAACGAAGCCCGGUACCUCGGGAAGGACCAUGUUCUUUACUUCCGCAAGGCCGACGAGCUUAUUAAUGCGACCUACAAGAAAGUUGCAGACAAGGCUAAUCUGCCGGAAAUUUGGGAGGAGAAGUAUGAGAAGGCGUUGGAUGAGGAAGCCACUCCGUCACUUAAGACUUUACGGACCCUGCUCAAUGAGGGCGAACGCAUCCCGUACGAGCUAAAAUCUCUUCCGAUGUUGCGAGCGUAUGUCGAGCGAUGUAAUCACUGGGUGGAAGAGGCCACGAACUAUACCGUUCGAAAACAGCAAAACAGGCGGAAGAGCGAAAAAUCAUGGCAGAGCGGGCUGCGCAAGUCUAUUGGCAACUCUCAACAGGACGAGAAAGAGCGCGAGAUGCGAAAUGUCCGCAACAUCUACCGUCUCCUUGAGGAGGCGGAGCAAAUAGGAUUCGACUGUCCUGAGAUACUCCAACUCCAGGACCGUGCCGAGGCCAUCAAAGCUUUCCAAGAGAACGCCGGCCAGGUUCUCGAAAACCCAACAUCACUCCAGACCGUUGAAGCCGUAGAAGAGCUGCUCGAAGAAGGCCAAAGCUUCAAUGUCGACCUCCCAGAAGUGGACAAACUGACGCGGGAGCUCGACCGGUUGAAGUGGAAUCACAAGGCAAAGGUCAACCGGGGCGUCGUCAUGACUCUCAGUGAAGUCAGAGAUCUGAUCGAAGAAGCAACAGAGCUGAACAUUCCUCCCUACAACGAUCACAUGGCGUAUUACAUGGAGCAGUACUCAGCUGGAAUUCACUGGGAGAAGAAAGCCAAGGAACUGAUCAAUGCAGAGAUGGUUCACUACCCUCAGCUGGAAGCACUCUCGAACCAAGCUCAACAAAAUGCCUUGCCUGUCUCACAAGAUACACUCCAGGCCGUUGAUCAAAUCCUCUACAAGCAGAGAGAGGCGCAUCGGCAAAUAAUUGACUUGAACAAUCGGUCUCGAGAUCCGGAUUACCGCAAACGACCCAAGUAUAACGAAGUCGCGGACGUUAUGAAGAAGAUCGAGGAUUUGCAGUCUAAACCUGUCGGCACUCUGGAUCUUGAGAAGGAGCAAAAGCGGCAUGAAGACUGGAUGCGACGGGGCAAGAAACUUUUCGGCAAGACAAAUGCGCCUCUGCAUAUUCUUAAGAGCCACAUGGAAUACGUGCUGGACCGAAAUCUUGACUGUUUCGACAUUGUCAAUGACAAGCCGCGCUUGCCAGCAGAGCCAGCGUCACGGGAACCGAGCCCGGAUGGAAAGAUGCACCGCUGGGAAGAUCCAAGAUUUCGUGAAGUUUUCUGUCUAUGUCGCCGCAUCGAAGCUGGUAUGAUGAUUGAAUGUGAACUGUGUCAUGAAUGGUAUCAUGGCAAAUGUCUGAAGAUUGCCCGUGGCAAGGUCAAAGAGGAUGAUAAAUAUACAUGUCCCAUCUGCGAUUGGAGGGUCAAAAUUCCUCGCGAUGCUGCUCGUCCAAAUCUGGAAGAUCUCCUUUCAUGGUACGAGGAAAUUCCAGGCCUUCCAUUCCAGCCGGAAGAGGAAGAGGUUCUCAAGAAGAUCAUCGAUAACGCUCAGGACUUCCGAAAUCAUAUUGCGGCAUACUGCAAUCCUGUUCUGUCUACAGCCAACGAAGCCGAAACUCAAAGGUUUUAUCUACGAAAGAUUGAAGGUGCAGAGAUUCUCCUCGCUUACGAAACAAAUUUCUUCCGUCAAGAAUUGCAUAAAUGGAGUCCUGUGGCACCAGAAGCACCACCGGUAAUUGAGUUUUCUAAGAGUACGCGCAAACCGAGGCCGACAAAGUUGCAAAAGAUGCUCCAGCAGUAUGGCGUUGACGACCCAGAGGAUCUGCCUGAGGCAGCCAAGGCAAAGGCUAAUAGCCUCAAGCGAAAGGCGCUCAAUGCAGAGGCCGCCGCUGCUGCAGCGGCAUCUGGUCUUCCUGGCGGCAGUGGAACUGCCAUCAGCCCGGGAUCUCAUGGCAUGCAUCCUGGCUUCUUUAUGCCGGAUGGCGCUGGACCACAUCUUCUUGCUGACACCAAUUCGAACCUGUCGCUUGAGGAAAGACUCCUGCGGGCUAAUUCCGAUGAUGUUAAUGGUGCAGACUUUAGUCUGUUGACUGAUGCUGGAAAGGAGAAGGCUCUCGAGAUCCUCAGUCGCACUGAAAGCGGUCGGCGCAGAGCAGAGGAGCUCCUGGGUCGCGGCAUUUGGAGCGAUGAAGCGGGCACUCAGAAUGAAGAAGUUGAUGGCGGCGACAUGGAUCGCAUGUUUGCCGACAUGACCAAUCAGGAUGACGAUGAGGACGACGGAGGAAAGCGCAGAGACGACCAUGCCGUUACCGCUGAAAGCCUAGAGAGCGAGAGGAAUGGCAUGGAUGCUUUGUUGGACAGCGAUUAA